Messenger RNA from Chara braunii, 2888 nucleotides. The record is from the annotation of a GenBank genome assembly. Lineage: Eukaryota; Viridiplantae; Streptophyta; Charophyceae; Charales; Characeae.
UGCGUUUUUUUUUCGCCUCGAUCGCUUGACCGGGGGUUGCGUGUGCGUAGUUCUCCGUUGUUUGGUGGGAAUGCAGAUCACUCCACAGAAAAGAAGGGGCGAUCGUGAAGACGAGUUCGUCGUCUCUUCGAAAAAACAGAAGACCAAGACCCCAAGGGGUGCGGGCGAGAAAAGGAAGGGGACGGGGGGGGAACAGGACCGCCCAGUUGGCAAACGACCGGCUUCGAAACAAAAGCAGCCUGAGUCGGAGCCUUCCUCGUCACGGUCUCCCAUCGAUGUGGACGCCGGGUACUUCCUCGAGUACAAAGACGGCGUCAGGACAAGGCGGGAGUUUGAGAUUAGCCCGUCUCGGGUGGUCGACAUUGGGGAGUGGGAGGAUCUGUACAACCAACGGUCCUUGGAUCCCGUCCUAGUGGGAAUGAUCAAAGAAGCGAUGUGGUUGGCGUUCGAGAAUAAAGAACAGUCGUACGAAUUGCCAAUCCUGAAGCUCACACCGCUGGGGCUUCAAAAACCGACUCCGGGGACCUGGGCGAGACGUCUGAAGCCGGAGGAAUGGAAGGACGAGCUGGCGGGGCGGUACUACUACUACGCGGUGUGCGGGCAGCACAACGCGGCUGCAGCCCGGUCGCUGCUCGGCAGCGAGGUGGCCAAGAGGUACAAUUUUGACCAGUGGCCAGCGCGAAUGCUGUACUUUUCUUACAAAGACUUCGACGGGUAUUUCCUUGUUAUCUCCCAGGACAACAAGAAAGACCAUAAGGCACCUCCUAGACAGUUGAAACUGUCCGCCGUGUUCAGGAAGUUCGAAAGUUGGGGCCUGGAUGACGAUUUGUGGGACGGUGGUAGGAAAUACGUUUCGGAUUCCGCUUUGUUAAAGGACUGCCCGUUGUAUUUGGGUUGUGAGGAUGACCACUCCAUCGAGGCGACGGAAAAAUUGGCGGGCCACAAGAAGUUGACGGUCGGCUGGAGAAACAAGGUUCUCUCUGUGUUGAUAGGAAAUAGACUGAAGAGCCGGGAGGUCGCACUGGCAGAAGGCAUUGUCCACAUCAAAUGGAAAGACACGGGGGACGUGACAUCGAUCGCGCUGUUCAGCAAUGACCCUUUGGAGGCUGACAUCAGGGGUGCAGAAUUGAAGGAGGCAGUGGCAGCCACGAAGAGCCACACCUUCGUACUGGAUCUGUGCGAGCCGGUUGACCUAACACUGUGGAAACCCCAAGCGUGGGAGACACUGAAUUCCUAUCUUCAGACUUUGUGUCCUUUGCAUUCGACUCUCGUUGUUUUCGUGCCGCAGCAGCAAAACCUCUCGUUUGUUGCCAGCAUGCACCAUCUUUCAUUCAUGAAGUUAUUGGAAGGGAAGUGGGUGAGGAGGACCCAGCAAAAGAAAAGCUUCCCUGUGGGGAGCAAUUUGUACACCGAGGAAGACCGCAUGUACAUCCUCUUCAAGGGCGACGAUCUGCGCGUGAACACGUCCGUGGUCUAUGAGGGAAGGUUGCCUAAGGGUGCCGCUGCAGUGUCGUUGUACUUCGUUGAGUCCGAGCAGGAGUUGAAGUUAGCCAGUUACGCCUCCUUGAUCUCCAUUCACGACGAGGAAGCCACCGGUGUUGAGUUCGACGCCAAUGCGAAGGAGGAGGAGAGUGACACCGAGAGCCUCGACCUGCAGUAUGAUCCAACAGCGGCGGAGCACGCCCGAGGGUCGUCGUUGGUUGGUCCGUCAUCGAGCGCAGCAGCCGCGGCACCACUCGUGUCACCAACGGCAAGACCGUCUCCAGGCAUAACGCCGAUGAAGUUGCUGGAGAGGCUAAGAGCUAUGGCAAUUCCCCCGCACGCUAUGCCGAUACAGAAGGGCGAGUGGGUCAUGGCCGUCGCAGUCCCGGAUGGGGGAUGGGUGUCAAUUCCGCGUGAGUCGAAGUCCACCUUUCUGCACCUCGCGAGGAUUUCGGUCCUCCAGAAAGUGAGGGCCGAAAAUGACAUGUUUGCACCCGACGACCCGUCACUCGUUUCCACAGCCGGGCGAGUUUUCGACGAGCUCCAGGACAAGUUCUGGUUCGAGUUGACGGGGGACUACUACGACCUCGACACGAGCCCGUCGAAGGGCGUGGUGAACUGGAAAGUGCCACCUCCCGGUGGGCCACACGGUGGUCCCGGGGGGGGUGGGCCUGGAAGCAGAGGGGACGGGGGGGGUGGUAGGUGGGGAGGCGAAGGAUAUCCGCCCGUCGGGGAGGGAGGGCAUUACGGCAGCACCACAGCCCUGGGAAGCAGCGGUGGGGCGGCGGGUUUUGCCUUCGGUCAGGAUCAGUCUGCUGGCCCCUCGCAGGAGCAUGCGACACAGUCCACCGACCGACCGGCUUCGUCCGUCGGAUCAGCGAGGGAGACGUUAGCAGCCUUGGUCACUCUAGGCAGGCGCUCCAGCGGAACGUCGAAGUCCGUUGGGGUCCGAACUACGUCGGUUGAGAAGCCGCGAGUACGGUCGAUCGUCAACUUGAGAGAUGACGUUCUCGAAAUUUUUGAUUCUUUUCCUCGAGUUUUAUCUGAUUUGAGAUUUUACAUAAGUGUUUUCGAGUUGAUUGUAGAGUAUUUGGAACGUCAAACAUCAUAUAUGCGGUCCGGUAGGAAUUGGAAGUCGAUGCCGGGAAAUGUUGUGGUGGAUGGAGUUCCGAGACAAGUGGAUGGAGCUAGUUGCGGGGUGUUCAUGUGGAUGUUCGCGACGUUGUUGCAACGUGGUGAUCAACCGCCUUUCUGGUUCUCUUCUCAAGAUAUUCUGCUUAUUAGACGACAAUUGGCGUCAUGUAUCUUAGAAUGUCGUUGUCUUUUGUAGAUUUGCUUGGCUGAGGAACUUUUCUUUAAGGUAUUCCGUUUGUUGUUGAUUAUAUUUCGUAAAUCAUGCCACUAUU